AGGCUAAGGCGGGGAUUUAGACCAUGCUAGGGGCGGAGCUUGCGGAGUAAGAUGGCGGCCGCCAGGGCCUUGUCCCUAACUGCCGAGGCGGUCAGGGCUGCCAUUCCUAGGCGCCGGGAAAGGCUCCUCGCCGUCUUUCCCAGGCUUUUGACCCGCUGGGAAACAACGUCCUCCAUUCCAGAGGCUGGCGAGGGGCAGAUCCACCUCACAGACAGCUGCGUCCAGAGGCUUCUGGAAAUCACCGAAGGGUCAGAGUUCCUCAGGCUGCAAGUAGAGGGAGGUGGAUGCUCCGGAUUCCAAUACAAAUUUUCACUGGAUACAGUUAUUAACCCCGACGACAGGGUAUUUGAACAGGGUGGGGCAAGAGUAGUGGUUGACGCUGAUAGCUUGGCCUUCGUUAAGGGAGCCCAGGUGGACUUCAGCCAAGAACUAAUCCGAAGCUCAUUCCAAGUGUUGAAUAACCCUCAAGCCCAGCAAGGCUGCUCCUGUGGGUCAUCCUUCUCUGUCAAAAUCUGACACCAUGACAGAGGACCCAGGGAUUGCCACCCUGGUACCAGUGUGAACAACCUGGGAAUAGUAGACUUCUAGAGGUUUCUUUCUCAUCAUGUCCGGCUCUCAUUUUAUUUAAUUUAAUCCAGGAGUGUCUUAUUUUACCACUAUUAAUUAUGGAAUGUGAAGCUUUACCCUUGGCCGAAAUACUCUCCCCUUCCCCAGUACAAUCUUCAGGCCAAAUCCAAAGGCUGUUACCUCAACUUUAAUCACUGGUUGGAAUCCAGUAUAAUUUGUAGCACCUCUAGGACUCCAAGAUUUGGAGUUAACUUCUCUAGCCCUCAGAAUUGUUUAUGUGUGUGUGUAGCUAUCUAUAAAGCAUCAUUAUAAACCGA
Arvicanthis niloticus (Nile rat) is the source of this 884-nucleotide messenger RNA. The record is from RefSeq and is a predicted model, not a curated record. NCBI's taxonomy places the organism in Eukaryota, Metazoa, Chordata, Mammalia, Rodentia, Muridae.